Messenger RNA from Sinocyclocheilus rhinocerous, 2628 nucleotides. It is a transcript of the gene e4f1, whose product is annotated as E4F transcription factor 1. The coding region runs from base 82 to 2226 and encodes 714 amino acids. Lineage: Eukaryota; Metazoa; Chordata; Actinopteri; Cypriniformes; Cyprinidae. The transcript is spliced from 14 exons. Gene Ontology annotation, cellular component: nucleus. Gene Ontology annotation, biological process: regulation of transcription by RNA polymerase II. Gene Ontology annotation, molecular function: DNA-binding transcription factor activity, RNA polymerase II-specific. The record is from RefSeq and is a predicted model, not a curated record.
UGUUGUUAUGACUACGAGGUCGUAAAUCCGCCAUGUUUUCCCUGUUGAAGCGUUGCGACAGAGACGGAGGUCUGGAACGACAUGACUGAAGAAAAUAAUAAUACGGCAGCAACAGUUACCGACCAAGCGGAGCAUGGCAACAUCAUCACCAUCCAAACCACACUCGGAGACGAAGAUGAGGAUAUUCAUAAAUGCGGGAGAUGUCUGGAGGAGUUCUCCGCUCUGGAUGCUUUCAUCCAACAUAAACUCAGCAGGAGCUGCAAGCGUCCUCAGCAGGACCAUCAGACAAAUGUUGUCCCUAAUGAAGCUGCUUCCAUUUAUGUGAAAUUAAGUGAAAAUGAUAGUUCAUCUGAUGAAGCGGGAACGUCGAAUGCAGACAAGGGAGAUAAAGCGGCGGCUGGAGGAAAAAAGAGAAGCCUCUCUGCAAGCGAGGAUGACAGUUCCAGUCCUGCAAAAGUCGUUUGGAAGUUAAACGCAGAGGGACGGUACAUCUGUGAGAUAUGUGAGAAGACCUUUAAAACGACAAAUAUUCUCAGAACCCACAUGUUCACGCACACGGACCAGAAGGAUUUUAAGUGUGAAAUAUGCGAGACUGCUUUUAGGACUAAGGGUUCGUUGAUCCGGCACAAACGUCGGCACACAGAUGAGCGUCCAUACCGCUGCAAUCAGUGUGGACUGGCGUUCAGAGAGUCCGGAGCGCUAACCAGACAUCUGAAGUCUCUCACGCCUUGCACUGAGAAGAUUCGCUACAGUCAGUGUAAAGAGAUACUUGUUAGCAAGGAUGGAGUUCAGAAAGAAGUUCAGCCGUCCCCUCCUGAACCUGAGAAGGAGCAGAUUCCUGUCGUGAGAGUUGUGGAAGCUGGUCAGGAGAUCAUCCAGAUCGAGGUGGUAGGACAAGUGCAACAGGUCGUGUCUCAGCCUCAAACUGCGACUGUGGUUGAAGCCGACAAUCUAAUCUGCCAGGCCAUCAUAAACUCUGGCAUCGCGCUGGAGACCGAAGCCACAGAGGCAGCCGAGCAGGCAGAGGCCCGGUCACCUAAAGCAGCCCUGCAGGCUCCUGAGACUGACGCCAGACUCACUGAGAUCCAGGUGACAGAAGAAUGUGUGGAGACCGUGGCCGAGGAAACACAAGAUUCGUCUGUGAAGGAAGACGAACCCGUUGAGACAAAAUUAUACAAAUGUCCUCACUGUGAACGCAUGUUCAAGACGUUGACCUACCUGAGGGUCCAUGUCAAAGGGCAUGUUGGUUACAAGCCGUUUAAGUGCUUAACAUGUCAGAAGGAGUUCCUGACGGGCUACGUGCUGAAGAAACACAUGGAGACACACGUCAGCGAGCGGCGCUACAAAUGCGGAGAGUGCGGCAAACAGUUUAAAGCCAUCGGACACGUGCGGGAACACAUGAGAGCGCAUUCAGACGAGAGGCCGUACCACUGCAGCUUCUGUGACAAGAGCUACAAGACCAAGAAUGCUCUGCAGGUCCACCAUCGCACUCAUGGCGAGGAAAAGCCUUACGUGUGUCCGCACUGCUCCCGUGGCUUCCGGGAAAAGAGCGCUUUGGUGCGGCACAUCCGGCAUCACACGGGAGAAAAGCCCUUCAGGUGCUCCAACUGUGGCCGGGGCUUUGCUGAACAUGGAACGCUCAACCGUCACCUGCGAGCUAAAGGGGGCUGUUUUGCUGUGCAGCUGAAGGACUCUGAACACGCAGGGAGCUCUGAGGAGCAGGAGCUGGCGGCUGAGAUCGUAUCGGACGAUCCUCAUGCUGUGCUGGUGGAGUUCUCCUCAGUAGUGGCCGACACUCAGGAAUACAUCAUAGGGACACCAUCUGAGGAAGCAACUCAAGGGGAAGAAGUAAUAAUCCAAGAUAAUCAGCAGCAGAUGGACAGUCACAUCAUGAAGGUGGUGCAGCAGAUCGUCAGCCAAUCACACGGAGGCCACCAGAUCAUUGUGCGUAACGUGGCCGCAGAUGAGACCCCAGGCAUCUCAGAUUGUGGAGACACCAUCACCAUCGCCACACCUGAGAGCUUGACCGAGCAGGUGGCAAUGACACUCGCAAAUGCCUUAAGUGACGGCACCAUCCUCACGACGACAACAGAGGAUGCCAUGGAGACACCCCACACCACAGUUACCAUGGUAACAGCUGAGAACGUUGAGACAAUCGAGCAAGAGGAGCAGUAUGUCAUUGCUUCACCCGACGAAAUGGAAAUUCAGACUGUGGUAGUGGUCUAAGAUGCAGGUUUUGUUAAUUUAAUAUGUUUUGUUUGUUACAUGAACAGCCGUGGUGUAGCAUGCCAGUUCUCUGGGAGGCCUUAAUCAACAUGUUUUGCACUGCAAGAUGGAUUCAUAACUUUUGCUUAUGGAAACUUUCAGAAGGUUGUGUUGCAGCUGCAACAAGCUGCAGGUUAUAUUUAUGAACUAAUUCCAUUUUCAGUAGAUGGUAAAACCAUGUUUUUUCUAUUUGUUUAAUGUGACGCUGCCAUAUCAGGUUUUCUCUCUGAUGCAUGGCAUAUAAUCAUAUACGACUAUCAUCUGCUCAUGAAUAUAUAACAUAACAUGUUGCCCCCAAUAACAGGGCCCAUAAAACACCUGGCAGGGAACGAAAGUACAAAACAUUAAAUAUAUUUUUAUGUG